CUACUAAACAAGGCGGAUAGUUACUAUCUUUAAUUAAAAGUAGCAAUCUAAUAAAAAUGUUUCUCUUCAUUUUUAUGACUAAUCAUAAGAAUAUGAUCUCUUGGCGUUAUUAUUUCUCGACUUAUUUACACUCGACAUGUGGUUAAUCGAAUUAGAUCCAAAGCGUCUAAUUGGGUUGAGCAAAUUUUAUAUUGACAAACGCUAAUCGUUUUAAAGCCACUUGCAGAAAGGCGUUGAUAAGUGAAACAUGAUGCUUUUCUUCAUCUUUCUUACCUUUUUGAUUAAUACUCAACUAUCUCUUGGGUAUCAGUGUUUGUACAGGGAGAUAAGGAAUUCAAGUGAAUACUGCUUCGUUGAUUCUAAAGUUGAUUUGAAUACUUCGCUAGAAGUUUGCAAUUCGCUCGCUUUGAGACUGGCUACCCUUGAAAGUCAAGACGCUCUGGACGAGGUAAAAAGUCUAAACUUUUGGGCAAACUUGAGCAUACUGGUCAGCGUUUGGCUACCUUUACAUAGUAAGUUGAGUGGAUGGCGGUGGGAUGACUGUCUACCGGUGACUUUUGAUAAUUGGAAGAAUCCUAUUUAUAAAGAUAAAGAACCUGGCUCUUGUGCGUAUAUGCACCCGAAUAGGGAUUGUGUUUGGUACCCAAUUUCUUGCUCCUCUACUACUAUUUAUCCUCUAUGUACUAAUCGACCUUUAGACUGUCCAGAAGAAACUACAAUUGCACAAACGACAAGCCGAAUCACUUCUGCACCUCCCACUUCUCCUUCAACUAUUACUUCAACCUCUAUACUACCAACUUCAACUAAAAUGCAAACAAAGAUACAAACAUCACUAGCACCACUAUCAUCAUCAUCAUCGUCAUCAUCAUCAUCAUCAUCACCAACAACAACAACAACUAGUCAUCCUCGAUCUUCGCAUUAUUCAACUAAAAUUUUCUUUAUCUCUCCCUCAGUUUCUACUUUUCAGACACAAAAAACAACUCAAUUAGUCAACGAAAAAUCUUCUAUUCCAACAUCUGUUGAAACAGCUACGCAUCCUUCAACAAUUUCAACUGAGAAAAACGAAUAUCAAACAACAUCGAACCCGAUUGAUGAAAAUAUAAGAAAACUAAAUCCUAUAUCUUGCCAUAAAAAUAGGAUUUACGAAGAUUCGUUUCAUUAUAGAUGGGUCAAGGGUUACACGAUUAUAAUUAUGUGUAAAUUAGGUUACGAACUACCAGACGGAACAACCUCUAGGACUUUUAUUUGUACGAAAGAACAGCAAUGGAAAGAUCAGAUUUGCAGACCAAAGAGAUGCAACUUGAAUGAUGGAAACGUCAUUAGCUACAAUUCGAACACGAUAGUAAAAUGUCCUAUAGAAUUUUCUCAACAUUGUACUUCUGUUGGAAGAUUGUCUACAAAUUCUUGCGAAAAGAAGCACAUUUCCUGUGGCUUCUUCCCUUAUAUAACUAAUCAUUCUACAGUUGAAUUGGAUAGUACAAAAGAUUAUCUUAUUUUUAAGUGUAACGAAGGCUACAGAUUCCCCAAGGGGGAGCGUAUCAGAAGAUUUUAUUGCAAAAAUAAUAAUUGGAUACCUGAAACAGAUGGUGAUAGCCGAUGCUUAGCUCUCACUUGCCCACCAGUACCAAGAGUUGACAACGCCGAACCAAACACAACUUUAAGCAUUUUUGACACAGUAGUCGAAUACAAAUGCCGAGUAUCUUUUCACGUUGCCCCAUUGAUAAAUAGCCAAGUGAUUCGCUGCAUAGAUCCAGGAAUCUGGAACGGUAGCGUAAGAUCUUGUUACGAGAUUGAUUGCGGAGAGCCUAAAGAAUUGAAGGGAUCGGAGAGAUACUUUAAUUCUACAACAUAUAAUUCAACUGUUGUUUAUCGUUGUCCUAAAGGGCGCAGAUUCUCCGAUGGAACUACUCAAAAAGUAUCAGUUUGUCUAAAAACAUCUAAAUGGCUUUUAAUAGUUGACGAUUGCGAUAUUAAUCGUUGCCCACCUCCUCCGCAAAUAUCAAAUGCUUCAAUUUUUUUCAAAAAUACAAAUCUUGGCAGUUUUGCCUACUAUGAGUGCCGAAAAGGUCAUGAAAAGACAAAAAACAUAUCUGGGGCAGUUAUCUGUUCCGAAAGAUUAAGAUGGGAGGGUAACUUUCCAGUUUGUUCAAGUGAAUUUUGUUAAAUAGAACAAACAAAAAAAACAGGAAUUUUAUUAAAGAUCUUGUUUUUUUUUUCUCAAUUACAGUUGUUCGUUGCAUGAGCUUGAAUGUUUCGCAAGAUGUUGUUCUCAGUUCUCUUGAUUCUCAUUAUAAUUCUAUAAUAAAUAUAUCCUGUAGGAAUGGUUAUUAUUCAACAUUUCCUAGUAAUUUUUCACGAUGCUCUGAUGGAGGAGAAUGGACAAUAGAAGUUCCUUUCAAUGUUUGUCAACGUCAGUUUUUUUUCAUCCAUAAAUUGUACAACUCUAGUUAAAAACUAUACGUUUUCUCUUUUUUACCAAAGCAGCCAUAAGUUGUUCGGAACCGUUACGUAAAAAGUAUUCUUGGUACACUAAGUCAGCAAACUAUGUCUUUGGAGAUUCUAUCGAGUUUCACUGCUUCAAUGGUUUUGAUUACGGAAAGGGCAAAUUCUCAUUUCAUUCGAAUUGUACAGUUUUUGGUUUAUGGUCGAACGAUAAUGAUUGUAAAAAAACGGAAUGCCCUUUCCUUGGCUUAUGGGAUGACUACGUUGCAAAUAGUUCUGAAAAAUUCUUCUCAACAGUUAUCAAUGUUACUUGCCAAAGUGGUUAUUUUUUAAAUAAUGGUUUUGUCGUAACGCAAUGUAAUAAAACUGGUGAUUGGGAGCCGUCUAUUCCAGAUUGUAUUGAUGGAGAACGUGAAACUAAAGACGUUCCUGUCGAGGCAAAAUAUUCUUCGAAUAUUGGAACUGCUGCAAUUGUUAUUUUAAGUGUAAUUCUUUUCUUUAUAAUUGUAUUAGACUUCAUUACUAUUGCGACUCAAUAUAUGACAAAAUCAUCUGAAAAAUCUGUAAUUAUUAUCUAAAAGUUAAACAUAGUAAUUUUUUUGUUAUCGUAUUCUCAAAUUUAAGAACAAACAUGUCGUAAAAGGAACACUUUUCUUCUUUUAUUCUUUGUUCGAAAGAAAAGAUUCUAUCUAUCUAUUUUUGUUAUUGUUAUAACUAUGUAUACUAAUUAUAUUAAGGAAAAGACUAUUUGUCGUACAA
Molecule: messenger RNA, 3201 nt
Organism: Dimorphilus gyrociliatus
Lineage: Eukaryota; Metazoa; Annelida; Polychaeta; Dinophilidae
Source: the annotation of a GenBank genome assembly